Molecule: messenger RNA, 3407 nt
Organism: Pundamilia nyererei
Lineage: Eukaryota; Metazoa; Chordata; Actinopteri; Cichliformes; Cichlidae
Gene: lrrc17
Product: leucine rich repeat containing 17
Exons: 5
Coding region: 446-1804 (452 amino acids)
Cellular component (GO): plasma membrane
Molecular function (GO): protein binding
Source: RefSeq, a predicted model, not a curated record
CACACAUGUCUGUGUGUGUGUGCAUACUGCUAAACCAGACAAAGCCUUGUAGCUCCUUCGAGAAUCAGUUUUACAUUGCUUUCAGUCUCUCUCUCUCUUUCUCUCUCUUCACACUUUCAGUACAGUCUAGCUGAGUGGGUGAAAAGCAAGAAGUUCAUGAGAGAGAAAAGGAGAGAGAGAGAGAGCGAGCAAGCGCAGCCACUCAUUCGUCCCUCACUCCAGGCUCUAAGUUUACAGGCAGCCAGGCAGAUUUUCUUGGCUUGGAUGCAGCGCUCAUGACAGGAUUAGGAGCCUGGGAUACAGGAUCAACCGGAGAUCUGCAGGUCCUAGUGGAUGAGCCCAGGUCAGAUUCUCACCCUGCACAGCAGUGACUGACCUGUAUCCCUUCCUCAUCCAACUUCCGAAAUUGACCUGAUUGCCAGGCUCCAUCCUCUCCUCUCCUGUCAUGCAUCUCCUUGUUUCCCUCCUGCUCUUGCUACUCCUUGGAUCAGCGGAACCCCGGAGAGGCCCUCGGUCAAAGGCUGUGGAGAGGGGCACACGGGGCCAUGUACGGGGUAGAGGCAGGCCCGGCGUCAUGAGGCGUCAAACUGAGGUGUGCUUGGAAUACAUGGAGUCAGGAGAAAAAUACCUUGACUGCCAGGAUAGGCAGCUGACCACUGUGAUGCAGGACUGGCCCAAAGAUAUCCACCACCUACUGCUGGCGAGAAAUAGGAUUCAGGUUUUGAGGGACAACAUGUUUGCUCAGUUCACCCAGCUGAAGAGCUUGGAUCUCCAGCAGAACCGCAUCUCCAGGGUGGAGGAUGAUGCGUUCAGUGGCCUCUCCCAGCUCAAAACCCUGCUCCUCCAGCACAACCAAAUGACAACAGCCUCCGAGGAGGUCCUGCUCCCCCUACCCCGCCUUACUUAUCUCCGUCUCUAUGACAACCCGUGGAGCUGCCUGUGUCCCUUGGAAAGCUUGAUCAGAAAACUGCAGCUGCCAGGCAACCGCAACUUGGGCAAUUACGCCAUAUGUGCAGAGCCUCUUUCACUGAAGGGUCAGAAACUAAAAAAGUUGACUGUAGACCUGCUGUGUGAGGAAGACAAGGGGCCAGAAUCUGGAGUUGUAGAAUGGCCAAAGCCUCCGCCAAAAAUAAGGAAGCCAGAUGCCACCUCCAUGUGCCGCACGUACAUGUUUCCCAAACCGCUGCUGGACUGCAGCAACAAAGAUUUGAUUAGCAUCCCACCUGACCUGCCAUCUGACAUAGUGAGGAUGGAUCUGUCCAACAAUAAAAUAAAACAUCUCAAGCCAAAACAUUUUGUGCUGUCCAAAGACCUCAAACUUCUCAACCUCAGCAGUAACAACCUGCACCAUAUAGACACAGCUGCAUUUGCAGGCCUGCUGUACCUCCGUGAGCUUGACCUCUCCAACAACAGUCUCCAAUACUUCCAGUACAGUGUACUAGAGGACCUCUACUUCCUACGGAAGCUCUCACUGGACAACAACCCGUGGUUCUGCGACUACAACAUCCACUACCUAAAUUACUGGCUCAAGCACCAUCCUGGCGUCCAUCACACUGGCUUGAUCUGCUCAGGGCCGCCUGAGUUCAAGGGCUGGCGUGUCGCGGAUUACGUCAAGACCUACAACGGGGAAUGUCCUGUAGAUAAACAAAUAGAAGGGACAGAUACAGGACAGGGGGCACAAGAACAGUCAGAAAAUGACGCACAGAAGCCAGGGAUGGACAAUAGUGAUGGACAGGGUGCAAAUCUUCCACAACACCUGAAAAAGGCGGCACCAAACAAAUUUAAAAUCAUCAGGCUGAGCUAAAAUGCAGACGGCUCAGAGGACUGGUAGAAACGUAUACAAUAAGAUUGAAAUGGAUGUCUGAGAACAAGCUGAACGAUGGCUUAAUAAAAGGAGGAACUCUGUUUUGUGGUAAAAUCCAUUACGUAGGCUAUUAGGGAUAAAGCUUCCCUGUUCUGUAUGGGUUGCAGAAAUACCUAACUCUAUCUCUUUUCUCUCUUACAGUAAUUUUAAUUUUGACUUCAGGAUACUUUGACUUUUUUUUUUCUUCUAAAAAGUAAUUUUUGGUCUUUUGGUAUUAACGUAUGCUUUUGUCUACUUGUUUUCAGGAAAUAAAAUUUGUUGUUUUUUGUAUUGUUUUUUUCUGAAAAUGUGUUUUACUAUGUGAUCGAAAAUUUCCAGAUACAAUGCAGGUAAUGUGUCAAGGAUCACAAAUGAUUAUUGCUAAAGUGUUCCAUAUUCCAUAUCAUUAGCUGCUUAUGAUGGGGGGGGGUUGCUGGAGCCCAUUUCAGGCACAGGCACAGAGAGGGUAUCUAAACACCACAUAGAAACUCCCAACACGAUAAGAAGGUUCUUGCUGUUUACUGAUCACCACCGGAGACUCCCAAGCAAUGAAAAAUUAUCCAUACAAUGUAAUACUGAUCAAUUUAAAAGGUACCCAAGAAGCUUACAUUUAUAAUGUCUUUUUUUUUCUUAAAUACAUAACAUAAUGAGUCCCAAGACGAACCUAAUACAAUUUAAUGUUCUUUUUUUUUUCAAGGACAGGGCACAUUAAUCACCAUUAGUAUAAAUGUGCUAUUUUUUGCCAAAUGGCUCAUUUUGAGUUGCUGUUUGUGGGCCAGAUGUUAAACUAUCCAUUAAAGGGCUGUAAAACAUAAAAGAACACAAUUAAAGGCCAUUAGAAAAUAGAGGAAGGAAAAAAUAAAACAGGGUCAAAACUUCAGAGAAUGGAGCAGGUAGCAUGGAAACAAUGCUGUGCAAAAGUCUAGGAAAAUGGGAAAUGUGUGUUUGCUGAAGUCUAGCAAGCUUUAAAGUCAGUAUUUGGUGUGACCACUGUUAUUCUUCAACACACCCUGAACUCUUAUAGGAAAAAUUCUUGAAUCCAUAUGUCCAUCAAUUUAGGCAAGAUCUCCUAUACCACUGAAAUGCAGCCCCAAACCAUCACAGAGCCUCCAGAGUGUUUUAUAGAUGGCUGUAGACACCCCUUUCCUUAAUUUCUCUGUGUAUAGUGAUUAUUUCAGGCAGAAAUUACAAAUUUGGAUUUAUCCCUCCAUAAGAUCUGUUUCCAGUGAACUUCAGUUCAGUGCUUGUGUAAUUUGGCAUACCUCAGCUUUUUCUUCCCGUUUCCCUUUCCUAAGAAAUGAUUCUUGACAGCCAUCCUUCCACCUAGACUGUGUGAACUGAGGCUUCAAUGAAAAGCAGAUGGAUCAACUGAAGGUCCAGAUCCAUCUCUCAGGUCCCUUGUUAGGUCUUUACUGGACUCUUUUUUUAUUUCUUAAAGGCAUGGCUGUCAGAUACUGUUCAUCUGCUGUGGAUAGUUUUAUACACCUACCACUUCUUUUCUCCUCCAGUUGUCUAAUUUCAUGGUUUUUGGCUUUGGGAAUCACCUUAUUAUUGCAGAAUUACA